AUGCCAUUGCCACCGGCGGAAUUUAGCCCCAAAGCUGCUGACCAGCAAGCAGAGAGGGUCCGUGAGGUAUUGCAAGCUCUCUCUGAAGUCGUGUUAGAAGCGAAAAAGCGAGGUCUUCCUCUCUCAGAAGCCUACGCGCACUUUGACCAGCGAGAUGAAGGGGUCGUGAGUGUGGACGACUUGAUACAAGCUGUUGUAGAGCUGCGUCUGUACCCAAGCUAUGAUCUAUGGAGUGAGCAAGACGCUGAAGAGUGCGUGGCUGUGAUCUCACGCGGCAAAUCGAGAGUCUAUUUCACGAAGGAAGAUUUUCCUGACCACCUUCAACACUGUCAAGAACACGCCACUGCUGCUUCGCAUACCUUGGCCAGCUUUCCUAAACAGAAGAAACAGGUGCGUGUGACGCUACCGGAGUGGGCUCAUGCUCGGAGCAAACGUGCACUAAAGGGGCUGGAAGCAAGACGUCGGUCCAAGUCGAAACCUCAGCCACCAUUAACUUUGAGCUCCACACCGAACUUCAACUCGGACAGCUCGUUGUCCGAACCAACCCCAGACAGCUUCAUCCAAUACAGCGACGUGUUUAACGAUGACGAGAAUAACGAGUCUGAUGUACAAGCCCCAGCUACUCUUCCACAGCUUGAUUUAAAGAAUAAACCUCACUCAGCAAAGACAGGAGAAAGCCCUGACGAUGUACUCGUAUUCCCGCUAUCGGAUAGAUGGAAGACAUUCCAGGUAGACGCAGAUACUACGAUCUCUUACGGCAUCCUCUCACAUGACACUAUGGAAUCAUCAUCUGAUGCGGAUAGUAAUCCAGCAGCUUGGCCCCCACGAUCGCGUCUAUCGGCCGAAAGUUCAGCUGAAGAGGAAGCGUCAGGACUUCCGAACACGACCGCAUUUCGACUAACUGUCUUCCUCGACGCUUUCCAGCGGUUAGAGACACUGGAAGCUUUCUUCCAUCCACUGCUCGUUCACUUUCCAAGAGGAAAAAUACUACUUUGUGGCUUCCCGACGCGCUCAAAACGCAUCACUACUUGGCACAACGCUCGUUUCGCGAGUGUCUACUCUAGAUUACUCGAGUACGUCAUGACUCGGUCUCGCGAGUGGCUUGUGCAGCCGAAACUGGGUAUUGGGGCUGUUCCACAGUAUCUCGUUGGUUUUGGUACUGGUGGCAGCACAGCUCUACAACUGCUAGGAAUGGAGUUGCCUAUGCGGCAGAGUAAAGGCGACGGCGGUGGAGCUCUUGGACUGUUUGCUCGGUCUUUACGUGGCCUUGUGCUGGUUAAUGCAGCUGCAAGCGUCACUGAUGUUGAAAGGAGAACACUACGUUCACUACAGAAAUUAUUGGACAAAAGAGCCACAAACACGGGAGAUGCUGUGGAGCUACACGAGGCGCUCGCAUCUGCGCUAUUUAGUGAUCACUAUCUCUCGCAAGUUGUGCAAAGUCGAUCAACAGCUCUUGAAAACUUCUUCCGAACUCGACCCAAAGCUGGUCAUCUGCUUAGGGUUUUACUGCGUGGUGCUGCCAAGAACCGAGACGGCACUGCGGCUAUCACUAAUCUGGCAGCUGUCGUCCCUGCGCCAUUCGCACUGAUCGUUGUUCAUGGGUCCCAAAACGCACUUUUCACACCUCAUCAAGUUGAAUUGAUGACAGGAAACAACGUGACAUCGUCGGUUGGGUUCUCACAAGUGAACAACGUGUCCGAAGCGUUAGCUCUCGAUAACGACGCAGAAGACACAUCUAACAAUGAUACUCGACACUUACAUGUGGCAUGGCUAAAAGGUGGUCACGAACUGCUGCAAGAACGAAGCUCCUUCUUUUACGAGUUGUUCCGUCAGCUUGCCACCGCAGAAACUUCAGAACCGCCAUCAAUACUCCGUCAGCGAGUCUGUGAGGAGCUAUCUACGCGAGGCCUUGCGUGGAUUCAGCAAGAGCUGUACGACCGAGGGAUUGAAGGCGCUGGUCCGACUGAAAUCAUCCUCGAGCGCUACGAGCGUGUACUUAGUCAAGAAGAAGAACGCGCUCGUCAACAGGAACGCGAUAAGCAGUAUAUGCACGCAAAGCAUGACGAGAUCGAAGCUCAACGUCGCGCAAAGCAAGAAGAAGCGAACGAGCGUGAACAGCGAGCUCUUGACGCCCGACGAGCAAUCCAGAGACGUGAACGAGAGUCCCAGCAAGCGUUUUUUAAGCAAAUGGAAGCCAAGAAACUCGAGAACGCGAGGAGAUUACAGGAAAACGAGAACACGACGCUAGAAGACGCUCGGUCGCGGAAAGUAGAGCAACUAAUCGCUAGUGAUCUCGAACGUAGUGAUCGGAAUCGCGCUGUGGUUAUUCAAAUGGGUGAGCUAGAAGCUGAGCGUCAAGAACACGUCCGUCGCGAGGCGCAAGUGGAGCUCCAAGCACGUCGACUUGAGGAGCAGAAAGCGCAUCGAGAAGCGCUCAAAACCAUCCAACGCGAGUUCGAGCAGAAUCAGCUCGUGUCCAGUCCUGUGGAGGCUUAUUGGCUGGACGCUCCAGCGGUCUACGAGCGCUUUGACGACAUCUCCAGUGGCGCACGUGUGCUGGCUACAGACUUAGUGCACUUUAACGAGAUCAAAGCGCUUCAAAUGCGCGAGUCAGCCGACAAACGCCUCGAGUUGGAGACACUGCAACGCGGUCCUCUGGCUGCGAAGGAACUGGAGGUCCGGAACUUGGAGCGUGUUCAAGCCAAAGCACAAAGCACUGGGACGAUCGCCAAAGCAGGUAUGGGCACUGUUCGCAUUGUGCCUAUCACUCCAGUGGAGAUACAGACACUUGGACGAGAUCUUGACGUUGCGCGCGAUGAGCUGGAGCGAUUACAGAGCGAUGCAGCUCUGCGUCGUAAGGAUCUGGCAUGGAAAGACCAGCUUCUCCAGCGGGUGAGCGUUAUUAUCCAGCGCAAUGAACGUUUCCGAGAAGAAGUGCUAGCGAAGCUCUCGCUUUGCGCUGAUAUGGGCAACGAGAGAGUGCUAUCGCUUCGAGAGGAUAACGAUGCGCUGGAAUGCAAGUGUGACGCACUCAUUGAACUGCGUGAUAAGCUGAAGCUGCGGCAAGAUGCCGUGCGAGGUGAAUGCGAGCGUGCGCGAGCUGCGACGACGGCCUUUUUUGAUACCAAGUUGAGAGUCGUAGGCGCUCUCCAACGCGUACAGCGGACAGUUGUUAUCAAAGAGCUUGAGGUGGAGAAUGACGCUUUGUCUGAGCGAAUAAAAGCGCUCGACCAGCAGGACGAAGCAGCACAUAUCGCGUUGGAAAAGGGUAGAGCCACGCUAGAAGAAGAGGGUGUCGCUGAGAGUGUGCGACUGAAGAAGCAUGUCGAUCGAUCGCCCGAGGAGAAAAUGUGGGUGGCGCUGGACUUCUUGCUCAACUUCGCGUACUACUACAAGCACGUGACAGCAGAAGAGGUUGAGAUCAUCCAAAAGAGCGCGGAGUAUCAGCAACAGAGCAAAGCUAAGCUGACUGUGGAUCAACUCCAGCGUUUGAUGCAACUUCCAGCACGCAAUUGCCUCGCCUUGGCGUUCUUCAAGUCGCAGGAGGAAAUGGAAGCUCACUAUCUGCUGCGCAAGUACACGGUUGGCGAUGGCGAAGAGUACUUCGCUCAACUAGAUCACGACUUCGAAGCGCCUAGGGGUGUAGCAGCUGCACGCGCGAGUCUCACGUCUAGUCUUGCUGAAAUGCUAUCUGCUCUUCAGACGAUCGCAGACGCUUCGUCUCAGCGUGCCUAUCGGUGUCCAAGAGCUCGAGCUGCGUUGUUAGAUGACAAGAUGCCGCUUCUUACGCUUCUCCACGUGCCCCAAAGCCAAAUUUUCCCGCAUAAAAGCACCACACACAGCUUCCAACUGCCCAAGGACGGCGAGGGUGUGGCUGUGUUAUCACUCAGUGUCUCCAUCGUCUUCCAGGGACAUUUCAAGUCGGUCGGCUAUCAAAAUGGACGUCUAGCUGCCAUGAUGUACAUGUUGCCACCAGUGACCGACCCGGAUUCAUUGCAGCGAACGUUCCAAGCCCCAAUUCCCAUUGGCAAAUGCUUCUACGUCGAGGAUCUUGCACUGUGUUUCCCGCAUAGCAUGGGUAGACUUGUUCUCCGACACGAGCCUCAAGUCAUCCCGCUUAGUGCUGCAGCCACGUAUCAAGUUGUAGUGGGAGCACCAGUCUUCACAGCGUACUCUCUGCAAGUACACGCACGCACGGCCUUGUUCGCUGAUGAAGUGUUACGAAGGAAACGUGUCGAUGCCCUAAAGAAGCAAGACUUGUUGCCUCGCAAGCAAGACGAACUGCAGAAUGUCUUCUUAACUAUCCAGCUGAGCGAACGUAAGAAGCGAUUAGCACGUCGACUUGCCACCGAAGCCAAAGACCAAGCGCGUGCUGCAGAACUGGAGCUGUUGGGGAAUAAUCUGAAGCUGGAACGCGACAACGCAGAGCCUCUACUGAGCCACGAAGGGCGUCGAGAUCUCCACAACGCGAUACGAAGAGCCAACGAGAUGUUCACGAACUGCUGCUUCUUGUUCUCUAAGCGUGAGGAAGAAGUACGCGACAUCGAACAGAGUCUGCGAGAACUCAGCAGGAUCCACGUAGAUGUACUCGAAGACUGUGAGAAGAUGGAGCAGGUGCUGGCUGAGUACCGCACUUAUCUGCCUCCGAUCGCAGCUCUACUACAUGUAGUAGGAGACCGAGAUGUCGACAGUGGAGACGCCGUAGCAGCCAAACUCGCUAGAGAACUCAACGUCGAGUACGUUAAUAAGAGCGGUACAAAGUCGUCCAAAGUGCGCUGGGCGGAGCUGUCUGCCAUGAAAGCCAAGCUUCCCUCCAUGAUGACUCCAGCUGAGCGACUGCGACGAAAAUACAAGAGAGGGCGAGACACGCUAGACAAGAAAGAGCGCGAGUGGGUGAUCCUGGAUCGUAUCCUUUAUCCGAGAAUGUAUCGAUGGGAGCAAGACAAACACGGAGGUGCAGCAGACGGAGGAUACACGAAAGCCCCCGGCGUGAACCUUCGGCUACACGGAGCAUACCCGAAGCUGUCGAAAGACGAGGAACAGCUCGCAGCUUUCUCUCAACUGGAAGUUGAGCGUAUCCUAAAAGCUCCGUGGAAUCUGCUAGAGCGGAAAGAGAUCUUGAUUCGUAAGAUACUCACGCGAUUCCGAGACGAUCAUGGGAGCAACGCCAAGCAUAGAACUGCUCCCAAUCAUUCGACGAUGGUGACGCUGUUACGAGCCCAGAAACCCACAGAAUUGACUCGAGAGGAGCGUGAGUGGCGCUUGUACGACCAACUUCUGAACCCCAUGUACUUUCCUGUCAACUUCAAACGAAUGGCGAAGGAACUCGCAGAAGCUACUGCUACACCAGGUGGUCUAGAGGAGGUGACGAUCUCGACCAAGAUAACGAGACAAGAUCUCCUCACCGCUAUCAACACGCGAGAGGAAGAGCUGUAUAAACUGCCUAGUGACUUGCUGCGAGGACGUACGUUGCUGCUCAAGUACGAUCCUCAACUCAGCGUGAACCUCAUCACUGCUGCGCGGACCCAGCAGCAGAGUCAGGACUCUCAAACGAGGACGGAUGGCGUCAACCUUGACGUGGAUGCACGGUGUCGUCUUGUGUUUCAGGAACUUCAGCGUGCAAUCGCUAACACGAGGAACGAGUUCAUGGACUCGAAUGUACUGCACUCCACACUACAGCGAUUCCCCACAAAAGUGCUGCGACUUGAGCUAGAGAAAGACUUGGACCGCCUGUUGAUCUCGCAGAUUAAGGAAAAAGAAGACUUCGAGCUCGCCAACUUCCUCUCCAAGAAAGAAACUACUGCCACCAACGGAGAUGCCGUGUCUGACUCUGACAGUGACGAGGAAGCCGUGAUUGCUCGCGAAAUGGAAGCCAGACGCAAGGCCACGGAAGACGCCAAACAAGGACCGAAAGUUCGAGGUAAAGCACUCAAGCACAAGUCUCUACAGAGGCAACGUCGGGAGAUCAAGAACGCACUUCAAGGACGCAGUCUCGAGGAGCAGCGUAUGGUCCUUCGCGAGCAAGAACUUGGUCCUGGCGGAUGUACCGCUUGCUGGACGAAUCCUUGUCAGUGGAAACCUUUCCUAGAGGAGUCGUACGUGACAAUCCAGGAGCGUAUUGACGUCAUCCACGAGGAGUUGGAGCGUGUAAAACACUGUCCUGAUCUCACGAUCACAUCGAACGUCUGUCUGACUGCAGUUAAGUCCGGGAACCGAGCCAUUACGUUGCGUAAGAGCGACUUGUUUGACGAGCUGACGUCGGAGGUGAAGAUCUGGGAGAAGAACUUGCGCUUGAAAGCUGUCGACGAGGAAUUCCACGAGACUUUCCGCUCCAAAAACGACUUCUUCGAGACGCAAGCACUGCACGGCUUUCGACAGAUCCAGCACAAGAACAAAGUGCAGAUAGCUCUUCAACGCGAGCACAAUGUGUUGGUUGCGCAUCUUACAGCGUACGAAGUGGUCGAAGACGUGCUUGAAUCCUUGCUAGAAGGAUGGAUCCUCGGCGAGCGCGAGUCCGAGCGACAAGUACUUGGCUACGUCCCCAGUUUGAAGCGCGAAGGACCGUUAACGAUGCAGGAUCUUCGACGCUUUGAACAAGAUCGUCGCAUCCUUCAAGUUCGUCAGGAUAUUCGUGACGAACAGCUACAGAAUGCUCAGGGAGUACCCUCCGAUAAGUGGAGACCCAUUGAGGUGGAAGCUUUCCAAGUCAAUCUUACCAAGAAGGCAGUGCAGAAGGGCUCGGAACUGGAUAAAUCACUCACCGAGACGGAGAACGCGUUAGAGUUCGGACUCUUCUGCAUGACACUUAUGUACUUCCGAGGCUUGUCGUUGCUCAAAAAGCAGAAGACUGUCUGGUCCGUCUCGACUGCAAAGCGUAGUGCUGAACACACGAAAAGUGCAGAGCGUCUUCGUAUGGACAGAGAGAAGAGGAAUGUGACACUGCGAGCUCGUAAGGCAGCACUCUACGAUGAGAAAGCUCAGGUGGGUCAAGCACGCAAGCAGAAAUUCCACGAGCAAAAGCUGGCAGCCUAUAGGAAGCGUAUGGUGGACGAGAACCGCAAGGCCACGAGAGAGCGGAUGGCUGCCACCAACAUCCAGCGCGUGUAUCGUGGCCACUUGGGCAAAAUUGCAGGCAAAAAGUGGAUGCUGCGUCGACGAGAGAUCGACGCUCAACGUGCUUUGGAUCAUGCGGCAGCCGCCAUGUUACAGCGCGCAUACCGCGGUCGUCUUGGUAGAAUGGCGGCCGAAGACCAGCGCGUGGAGCUUUCCGAGUUUAUUUCUCAGAUACGAGCGGAGGAGGCCAUUGCCGAAGAGGAAGAGUACUGGGAGAACCACAGAAUGGAGCGCUUAGCCCGGAAAGUCACAGCGUUCGUCAAAAAGGUUUGA
This is a messenger RNA of Phytophthora infestans T30-4, 7386 nucleotides long. RefSeq lists its product as uncharacterized. Bases 1 to 7386 code for a protein of 2461 amino acids. Gene Ontology annotation, molecular function: protein binding. NCBI's taxonomy places the organism in Eukaryota, Oomycota, Peronosporomycetes, Peronosporales, Peronosporaceae. The transcript has 5 exons. The record is from RefSeq and is a predicted model, not a curated record.